GUGAUCAUGGGGCCGGUUAGAGGAUUCAGGAAGAGGAAGAGGGCCGAGAAGAAGGCGGAGAGGUGCGCCGCGGCUGCGUUGACGGCGUCGGGACAGGGAACUGGUGAUUGGUGGGAUGACUUCUCGAGAAGGAUUACAGGACCUUUAUCUUCAUUAAAAGAACCAAAAAGAUUUGAGUCUGUUUUCAAGAUUUCAAGGAAGACCUUCAAUUACAUAUGCUCAUUGGUGAGGGAGGACUUGAUGGCAAAGACAUCUAACUUUACAUUCUCAGAUGGAAAGGUCCUGUCUGUGGAUGAUCAAGUAGCUGUUGCUCUAAGAAGGUUGGGUUCUGGUGAGUCACUACUGAACAUAGGAAUAUCCUUUGGUAUGAACCAUUCAACUGUCUCCCAAGUGACUUGGCAAUUUGUGGAGGCUAUGGAAAAGAGAGGAAUUCACCACCUCCGAUGGCCAAGCUCUGAAGAGAUGGAAAUUAUAAAGUUCAAAUUUGAGAAAAUCCGCGGUCUGCCCAACUGCUGCGGUGCCCUUGACACCACCCACAUCUUGAUGUGCUUGCCUUCUGUAGACUCUUCCAACAAAGUGUGGACUGAUUAUGAGAAAAAUCAUAGCAUGGUCCUGCAGGCUAUUGUGGACCCUGAGAUGAGAUUCCGGGACAUUGUCACUGGCUGGCCAGGUAGCAUGAAUGAGUUACUAGUGCUGCACAAUUCAGGAUUCUCCAAACUGUGUGAGAAAGGAGCAAGGCUGAAUGGGAAAAAAAUGGAGCUUUCAGAAGGAUCGGAGGUGAGGGAGUAUGUGAUCGGAGAUGCCAGCUUUCCCCUCCUUCCCUGGCUUCUCACUCCCUACCAAGGGAAGGACCUUUCAGAUUCCAAAGUUGAGUUCAACAAGCGACACUCUGCAACCAGAAUGGUGGCACAGAGGGCAUUGGCAAGACUGAAAGAUAUGUGGAAGAUUGUUCAGGGGAAAAUGUGGAGACCUGAUAAACAUAGAUUGCCAAGGUUUAUUCUUGUUUGCUGCUUGCUGCACAACAUAGUCAUAGACUUGGAAGAUGAAGUGAGGGAUGAGAUGCCACUGUCUCACCAUCAUGACACCAACUACAAGCAGCAAUACUGUGAUGUGGCGGACGAGUUUGGAGUUGAACUGAGAGAUGAGUUAACUCAGUACUUGUCUGGUAGAUUGCCAAGCUGAAAUGAAUGCUCAACAUCUUUUGCUUGUCUUUUAUAUAGCCAAAGAUGAGUAUUGAUAGAUGAUGAACUUAAAUUCAGCUUUCUGUGCCGAAUUCAGUGGCUAAGAGGCACUCAGGUUCUCUGUUUUCAAUGCUGGCCUCUUCCAUUCAUCUGUCUUAGGGCGGGAAUUACGGUAGUCAAGUAUGGAAGAGCAUCCUGCAAAAUGCUGUUGAUGACUAUCAUUUGUAGGAAACUUUACAAUUGAAAACAAACGUCACUUUUAGCAAGGAACUGGUCUUAAUCUGACUUUGUUGUUGUACCUUCUUUUUGAUAAAUCUUCUAGUGAGCGAUGCUGUGGUAAAGAAGAAAGAGAAUUUUGGAACUCUUUUUAAUUCAUAUGUAACUGCCAUCUAAGUGCCUUGCAUUUUUUUUUAAUGUAGGUUA
This is a messenger RNA of Phoenix dactylifera (date palm), 1604 nucleotides long. NCBI's taxonomy places the organism in Eukaryota, Viridiplantae, Streptophyta, Magnoliopsida, Arecales, Arecaceae. The record is from RefSeq and is a predicted model, not a curated record.